AUGCCAGACGUUGUUACUGCUAGUGUGGGACGUUCUUCACCACGCAGCACACUACCUCGUCUUACCAAUAAACGUCGCAAUAACCGAAACACACCAAAUGUUUCGAGACGUACGAAAGAAUGCAGUGAUCCGAAUACAGAAAAAAUUCAAGGUACAUCAGGCUCGGGUACUACAACCGCAUCAUCCAAUCAAACGUCAUCAGCCUGUGCACCGUGCACACCGAUGCCAUUCCGAUGCUUUCCAGCGAAUAAAGCAAAACGAGUGCGAUUCUUUCGAAAUGGCGAUCAGUACUUCAAGGGUAUGUGGUAUGCGAUCUCAAUGGAACGUGUGCGUUCAUUCCAAGCGUUGUUGUGCGAUCUAACCAGAACAAUGACCGAUGCCAUCAAUUUACCACACGGAGUCAGGCAUAUCUUCUCGAUGGAUGGCUCGCAAAAAAUUACUAAUUUAGAUGAUUUCAAUGACGGUGAAGGAUAUGUUUGCUCAAGCUCCGAACUCUACAAAAGACUUGAUUAUGAGAAUGCACGUGAACCAACAUGGUGUAUCUCAUUGAGUGGUGGUCCUUCUUCUCCACGUCUCAUCAGCUCACCGUUGAAACAGGAACCGAAUGAUUUUGUUUACCCUCGUAUAAUAACGAUAAUUCGAAAUGGUGUCAAACCGAGGCGUGUGGUACGACAUUUGCUCAACAAGAGAACGGCACGAUCGUUUCUGCAGGUGAUCCAAGAUAUAACAGCAGUGGUUAAGUUGGAUAGCGGUGCGGUACGGAAACUGUUCGCAUUGAGUGGCAAAGAGGUAACUUGUCUGGCCGACUUCUUCCGAGAAGAUGAUGUCUUCAUUGCGUAUGGAAAAGAGCGAAUGGCUGCUGAUGAUUUUUAUGUGGAUUCCGAAGAAUCGAAACGAUUGUACAGUUCGAGAUCGUGUGGUAGACGGCGUUACAAGCCAUCUCGCCGAAGAAUGCCAGCCAGAAACGAGUCUCUACGAGAGGAUCGUGCUGGAAGCGUUGUUCCCGAUUCUGAAAUGAGUCGUCACUUACCGAUAGCCCUCGACGAUAAAUUGCAUAUUGUACGAUUAAUAGGUGAUGGCAAUACUGCACUUGUUUACGAAACUUUAUGCAAGAAGACACGCGAUCGCACAGCACUGAAAGUGAUAAGUCGAGAGAAUGCGGCUGGUAAAGAAGAGCUGAUCCAGUCCGAAAUUGCCAUCAUGCAACGAAUUUCACACGAAUUCAUCGUUCAGAUGCAUGAGUGCUGGCAAUUCGACGGCUCCUAUUAUCUAUCACUGGAACUCAUUCCGGGUGGUGAUCUGUUUGAGCAUUUAUGUCGUGUGCGACGUGUUGAUGAGCGGUGUGCAUCAUCGUUGAUAAAGUGUUUAUCGUCAGCACUCGAUUACUUACACGCUCUCAACAUUGUUCAUCGUGAUGUUAAGCCUGAAAAUUUACUUAUUUAUUCAUGUCCAUAUACGAGUGACCUUCAGUUGAAAUUAGCCGAUUUUGGAUUAGCCGUUGAAAUGAGGGAUCAGCCGUUGACAGUUAUCUGUGGCACGCCAACCUAUGUAGCACCUGAGGUACUCGCUGAAUUGGGUUACGACCAAAAAGUUGAUAUGUGGGCUACGGGUGUUAUCUUGUAUGUUUUGCUGUGCGGCUUUCCACCAUUCCAAAGUAUUGACGGUAAUCAGGAACAACUAUUUGAACAAAUUCUCAAUGGCCGUUUCACAUUUCCGGCAUCGAUUUGGAAUGAUAUUUCGUAUUCAGCUAAAGGUCUUAUUCAAGGUCUUCUACAACUGGAUGUUGAGGAACGUUUCUCUGCACAACAAAUCCUUGAAUACCCAUGGAUAAAGGCUAGUCCACGCAAUCGCUUCUCCAUUACUCGCUUCUAUUUUUUGAUUUCCCUAAAUGAGGAUUCAUCCAUUAUGGGAACACAUUUGAAAAAAAAAAAACUUCUGAGAGAAAAGGAACUUCGCUACCAGAUAAUGCAGGAGUUUCUUUCCAGCUUGGGCAGAUCAAUGAGGCUGACAUCUGGAAAGGGCGCGGUAGAGGAAGAUUAUGAACGUUUAAUGGAAGCAGUCGUGAAAGCAAGCUCUCAUCAUGAUGCACAACGUGAUCUGCUCGAUGAGAGUGAAGUGGAAUACUUCUUUUCCAGAAGAGCGAGUAUGGAUGAGCUGAGUGACUGUCAUGUCGGUGGUGAAUACGAUGCUACCUCGACGCGACGUGACAGUUCGUUCGAUUUUUUCGCAUCUCAUCGAUGA
Molecule: messenger RNA, 2241 nt
Organism: Anisakis simplex (herring worm)
Lineage: Eukaryota; Metazoa; Nematoda; Chromadorea; Rhabditida; Anisakidae
Source: the annotation of a GenBank genome assembly